Messenger RNA from Clupea harengus (Atlantic herring), 1640 nucleotides. RefSeq names its product gamma-aminobutyric acid type A receptor subunit delta (gene gabrd). Gene Ontology annotation, molecular function: extracellular ligand-gated monoatomic ion channel activity; GABA-A receptor activity. The record is from RefSeq and is a predicted model, not a curated record. Gene Ontology annotation, cellular component: membrane. Gene Ontology annotation, biological process: monoatomic ion transmembrane transport. NCBI's taxonomy places the organism in Eukaryota, Metazoa, Chordata, Actinopteri, Clupeiformes, Clupeidae.
CCUCUCUCUCUCUCUCCCUCCCUCGCUCUGUCUCUCUCUCGCGCGCUUUCGCCCUUGUUGGCUCGCUCGCUCAGCAUCAUCUCCUCUCUGACUUGGGAUAGGAACGCAGUCUGUAGCGCGCAGGAGUAUGGGUCAGCCUACCUGCUCACUUUAUUUUCAUUUUUUCCCCAUAAGAAUGGGGCCAUAGUCGUGUUGUUGUUGUAACUGUUCGUCGUAUUUCAACCGAAUCUGGAGAAAGUUUUCAGUCCGAAGACAUGGAGACUGUCACUUUUGUCUUUGCGACCACAGUGCUCCUGUUCGCCGGAGGAAACAGAGUCGCCAGGUCAAUGAUGAGUGACGUUGGGGACUAUGUAGGCUCCGAAACAGAGAUUUCCUGGUUGCCUAAUCUGGAUGAGUUAAUGAAGGGUUAUGCCAGAAACUUCCGGCCUGGGAUAGGAGGCCCGCCAGUGAGCGUAGCCAUGGCGAUAGAAGUAGCCAGCAUUGAUCAUAUUUCAGAGGCUAACAUGGACUACACCAUGACGGUGUUCCUGCGUCAGAGUUGGCGUGACGACCGGCUGUCCUUUAACCACACCAACAAGACGCUGGGGCUGGACAGCCGCUUCGUGGACAAGCUGUGGGUGCCCGACACCUUCAUCGUCAACGCCAAGUCCGCCUGGUUCCAUGACGUCACCGUGGAGAACAAGCUCAUCCGCCUGCAGCCCGACGGGGUCAUCCUCUACAGCAGCCGGAUCACCUCCACUGUGGCGUGCGAUAUGGACCUCACCAAAUACCCCAUGGAUGAGCAGGAGUGCAUGCUGGACCUGGAGAGCUAUGGCUACUCCUCUGAAGACAUAGUGUACCACUGGUCGGAGAAUCAGAAGCAGAUCCAUGGGCUGGACAAGCUGGAGCUCUCCCAGUUCACCAUCAUCCACUACUACUUCCAUACCGAGACCAUGAACUUCAAGUCAGCGGGUCAGUUUCCGCGCCUCAGCCUGCGGUUCCAGCUGCGGAGGAAUCGGGGCGUGUACAUCAUCCAGUCCUACAUGCCCUCCAUCCUAUUGGUCGCCAUGUCCUGGGUGUCCUUCUGGAUCAGCCAAUCAGCUGUGCCUGCCAGAGUCUCUUUGGGAAUAACGACGGUGCUCACCAUGACGACGUUGAUGAUCAGUGCCCGCUCCUCCCUGCCUCGUGCCACGGCCAUUAAAGCUCUGGACGUGUACUUCUGGAUCUGCUACGUCUUCGUGUUCGCCGCGCUCAUCGAGUACGCCUUCGCCCACUACAACGCCGACUACAGCAAGAAGGAGAAGGCCAAGGACAAGAGCAAGAAGAGAGAGAGCGCGGAGUCCAUCGUGAAGAACGGGAAGCAGGCCAUGGUUCUGUUCUCGCUGUCGGUGGCCGGGAUGAACCAGGGGCUCCUGAUCCAGAACCGCCAGAACCGGGCCCAGCGGAGCGGAGAGGCGUUGGGGGCCACGCCCGGCGCGGGAGCGGGGGAGGGGGAGGGCGACGGAGGCUCCAGGAAGGGAGACGCGGCCGAGGAGGCGAAGUGCUGCCGCUGCAAACCCAUCGACGCCGACACCAUCGACAUCUACGCCAGGGCCGUCUUCCCCGCAGCAUUCGCCGCCGUCAACGUCAUCUACUGGGUGGCCUACACCAUGUGACCCCCC